Messenger RNA from Nelumbo nucifera (sacred lotus), 6668 nucleotides. Its product is annotated as histone acetyltransferase HAC1-like. The record is from RefSeq and is a predicted model, not a curated record. NCBI's taxonomy places the organism in Eukaryota, Viridiplantae, Streptophyta, Magnoliopsida, Proteales, Nelumbonaceae. Gene Ontology annotation, biological process: positive regulation of transcription by RNA polymerase II. Gene Ontology annotation, cellular component: histone acetyltransferase complex; transcription regulator complex. Gene Ontology annotation, molecular function: chromatin DNA binding; zinc ion binding; histone acetyltransferase activity.
CCAACGGCGGUGGCUCGUCCCCCCUCCCCCCGACCCACCCGCUACAGACCCAAUUCUGUUUAUUUUUUCGAUUCAAAAUUGCAACUUCAGAGCUCGAACUCAAAAUUUCCCCCUUUUCGUAAUUACAAUUAACAGGGCCCAGAUUCCUAUAUCCUCCGAUCGAUUCCGUCGUUCCGAUUCCGUGCGCGCGAAUUCGCUCGUGGCGGUGGGCGGUGGGCAGUGGUCACCCCUAUCUGAUUUGUAUUGAAUUCUUCUUACCCCAGCUUCGAUCGCGGCCAUCGAGCUCAACCGAAUCUCCGUUACGCUCUCGUCUCUCCGGCCGUACCAGCCUACUAUCCGGAGCUUCUCGUGGAUUCGGCCUGGUUGCGUGCUUUAAUGCCUUCACUAAAAAGUGUUAGUGUUGCCGGAGUCGAAGUGCAGUAACGUAAGUCAAUUGCUUCCUUGAACGGCGAGUGGCACAGGGUUCAUUAUUUGCAAAUUCAAGGAGCCGUAUGUACUCUUGAACAUUGGUUGAUGAUGAAGCAGUGAAGGUUAUUGGUUAUCUGAAGUGGGUUUAAUGGUGCUGUUAGUUUGGUCUCUAUCCUUUUGUUUUGGAUUACACUGUUCUGAUAUCAUUACUAGCUUUGCAAGGUGUUGGAUAUCCCAAGGGGAGAUGUGAAAAUCUAAGUGUUGAUGUACUUCAUAUUUAGAAGUAUACAGAGAAAAGAUGAAUGUACAGGCUCGUAUUUCGGGAAUGAUCUCGGGGCAGAUACCCAGUCAAGGUGGUUCUCAGUUGUCUGGCAUAUCACAGCAAAACGGAAAUUCUCUAUCUUCUCCAAUACAAAAUCUAGCUGGUUUUCAUGGUACUUGCAAUGUGGAUCCUGAUCUUGAGAGGGAACGGAAACUUGUGCAAGAUAGAAUUUGUCAAAUUCUCCUGCAGCGGCCAACAAAUCAUGAAAUGCAGACAAGGAUGCCGGGUAUUGCAAAGCGCUUGGAAGAGCUUCUAUUGAAAAAUGCUACCUCAAAGGAGGAAUAUAUGAACAUGGAUACAUUAGAACACCGCUUGCAAACUGUGAUUAAACGUACACCUACUGGUAACCAUGAUCAACAGUUAAAGCACACUUCUUCCUCCUCCUCUGUUGGUACAAUGAUACCAACCCCUGGUAUGCCGCAAAGUGGAAGUUCAAACUUGAUGGUUGCAUCUUCUGUGGACAAUUCCUUGAUUUCUGUCAGUGCUUGUAGUAGCAUCACAACCAAUACUGUCAACACAGGGAGCAUGCUUCCAAUAGCCAAUGGAUCAGCUGUUGGCAUACAUGGCGGUUCCUUCAAUGCAUCUGAUGGAUCCCUACUCAAUGGAUAUCAGCAUUCACCUGCAAGUGUCUCCAUUGGAUCUGGUGGAAAUAAUAUGAUGUCAUCAAUGGGUGUGCAAAGAAUUCAAAGUCAAAUGAUUCCUACACCUGGAUUAAUUAAGACCCAGUCGUCGAUGAAUUCUGAAUCUUCUAUUAAUGGUUCUGGGUUUUCUGGUGUUGAAUCGACACUGGUACCACAACUGCAGCAGUCAAAGCAAUAUAUUGGUGGCCAAAACAGUCGCAUAUUGCAAAAUCUUGGAGGGCAAAUAGGAAUUGCCAUGAGAUCUAGCUUGCAGCAGAAGCCUUCGUCUUAUCCCUUCUCAAAUGGAGCUCUAAAUAGUGGGACAGGGGUGAUAGGGAGCAAUAUGCAAUUGAUAAAUGGGCCUGCAACAUCUGAGGGCUAUCUGACUUCUUCACCCUAUGGUAGUUCACCGAAGCAUUUCCAUCAGCACUUUGAUCCACAUCGUCAGCAACAAUUGUUGCAAAGUGCAUUAUCGCAGCCAACGAAUCCUUCAGGAGGUGAUGGAUAUGGAAUGAUCACUGCUGAUCUGACUGGAUCAGGAAAUUUUUAUGCUCCUACAUCAGCUGUUGGAUCUACAAUGAAUAGCCAGAAUAUCAACACACUUAACUUGCAGUCUAAAUCAAAAGUCAAUUCUCCCUUGGUAGCUAAUCAAUCUAACUUGUCGGCAAUGCAAUCAACUGCACUUGUGAAACCUCAAAAUAUUGAUCAUCCACCAAGGAUGAAUUUCCAGUCUUCCCAUCCUAUGCGAGAUCAUUUAUUACAAUCUAAUCAGCAGCUGCAGAAGUUUCAGCAACAACCACUUCAAUUCCAACCGCAACAAUUUACUCAACAUCAACAUCAACAAAAGCAGCAAAGUCAGCAACACCAGCAGGUUUUGCCAAAGAAUGAUGCUUUUAGGCAGUCUCAACUAGCAUCCAACUUGGGUGGUCAAGUGAUGACUGAAAAUGGAAUGGAAAUCCACAAUGAAGUUCUUCGCUCACAAGUUACUGAGCAUUUGCAACUUGGUGAGCUACAGAUUCAAUUUCAGCAUAAUGCUUCUGAAGACAGUUCCAGAUCUGAUCAGUUUCUCCCCAAUACAUCUGGACCAACAGAUUGCUACUCAUCCUUGUCAAAUAGUUCACAGCUAAUGCCACGAAUGUUGCAUCCAAACCAGCAAGUUGCAGAGACACAAAAUGAUUUUAGUUGUCUUUCUGCUGGACCACAUGUAGAACCACAACUGCAGGGCCAGUGGCAUUCUCAGUCACAGAAGUCCCACAUGACUGAAAACUCCUCACAUGAGCAGCAUAUCCAAGAGGAGUUCCAUCAACGUCUAAUAGGACAAGAUGAAGCUCAGCGACCUCAUCCAUCUACAGAAGGAAGUAUUACUGGUCAAACAAUUUUUCCUAAGGGCACGGCAAUACGCCCUGCUUUAGGUGGUUCCUGCAAACCAGGGAAUGCGACCAUUGAACGACAGUGGUGGAAUCAACAGAGGUGGUUGCUAUUCUUGUGGCAUGCACGUGGAUGUUCAGCUCCUGAAGGAAAAUGCCAAGAAGUUCAUUGCAUAACUGCACAAAAGUUGUGGAGGCAUAUGGUGAAGUGCAAUAUACAUCAAUGCUCAUAUCCUCGCUGCCAUCCUACCAAGGGAUUGGUUCAACAUUUCAAAAGUUGCAAGGGACCUGAUUGUCCUGUUUGUGUUCCUGUCAACAAUUAUUUACGAUCAUAUCGUAAGGCACGAUCUCGCCCUUUGUCAGAUACUAGUUUAUCUAAUCAGAUAAAUGGCUCUUGCAAAGCAUAUGGAGAUGCUGCUGGAUUGACUGCAAAGACUAGCUCAUCGGCCGGUGAAAUUUCAGAAGAUUUACAGUCAUCAAUUAAACGAAUGAAGAUGGAGCAUCACUCUCCAUCUGUUGCACCCAAGGGUGAAGGUUCCCCACGGCCAGUGUCUCCAAUGAGCCAACUACUUGUUCCACAGGAUUCACAACCCCAAGUUUGGCAACAAGUUGACAAUUCUAUUCCUGUUAAAUCUGAGAUCAUAGAAAUGAAGAUGGAUUCAUCUCUAAGUUCUGGACAAGGAUGUUCUCCUAAUUUGUGUGAGAUAAAAAAAGAUAAUUCAGAUGAUUGCUACAAUAUUAAGUCAGAUGUUGGACCUGUCAUUAUUGAUGAACCCGUUGGUCUUACUAAGACAGAAAACAUGGAUGUUGAGAAAGAAACCAAUCAAGUUAAGCAGGAAAAGAAGCAGGAAUCUUCUACAGUAACGUCUGAAAAUGUGGCUGGAACCAAGUCAGGGAAACCAAAAAUAAAGGGGGUAUCAUUGACUGAACUCUUUACUCCGGAGCAGGUCCGGGAGCAUAUUAUAGGUCUUAGACAGUGGGUUGGCCAGAGUAAAGCAAAGGCUGAGAAAAACCAGGCAAUGGAACAUUCUAUGAGUGAGAAUUCUUGCCAGUUAUGUGCAGUGGAGAAACUUACUUUUGAACCUCCACCUAUAUAUUGCACUCCCUGUGGUGCUCGCAUCAAACGGAAUGCAAUGUAUUAUACUGUGGGAACUGGUGAUACACGCCAUUACUUCUGUAUUCCAUGCUAUAAUGAGGCCCGUGGUGACACUAUUGAGGUUGAUGGGACUCCUAUUCUGAAGGCAAAGCUAGAGAAGAAGAGAAACGAUGAAGAAACUGAAGAAUGGUGGGUUCAAUGUGAUAAGUGUGAAGCUUGGCAACAUCAAAUCUGUGCCCUUUUUAAUGGUCGAAGGAAUGAUGGAGGGCAGGCUGAAUAUACCUGUCCUAAUUGCUACAUAGGAGAGAUUGAAAAGGGAGAACGUAAACCUUUACCACAAAGUGCUGUUCUUGGUGCAAAAGAUUUACCUAGAACAAUCCUUAGUGACCACAUAGAACAGCGACUCUUCAGGCGACUAAAGCAGGAGAGACAAGAGAGAGCAAGGCUUUUGGGGAAGAAUUUUGAUGAGGUUCCAGGAGCUGAAGCACUUGUUAUCAGAGUUGUAUCAUCAGUUGACAAAAAAUUGGAAGUGAAGCCACGCUUUCUAGAGAUCUUCCAAGAAGAUAAUUAUCCAACUGAAUUUCCAUACAAAUCAAAGGUAAUUCUGUUGUUUCAGAAGAUCGAAGGUGUAGAAGUAUGCCUUUUUGGAAUGUAUGUCCAGGAAUUUGGUUCAGAAUGCCAGUUGCCAAAUCAGCGCCGUGUUUAUCUUUCCUAUCUAGAUUCUGUCAAAUACUUCCGGCCUGAAGUUAAAACAGUUACUGGGGAGGCUCUUCGAACAUUUGUUUACCAUGAAAUUCUUAUAGGAUACCUUGAAUAUUGCAAGAAGCGUGGUUUCACAAGCUGCUAUAUUUGGGCUUGCCCUCCUUUGAAGGGUGAAGAUUAUAUUUUAUAUUGCCAUCCUGAAAUUCAGAAAACACCAAAAUCUGAUAAACUUAGGGAAUGGUAUUUAGCAAUGUUGAGGAAAGCUGCGAAGGAAAACAUUGUGGUUGACCUCACUAAUUUAUAUGACCAUUUCUUUGUACAAAUGGGUGAAUGUAAAGCUAAGGUAACUGCAUCUCGUCUGCCAUAUUUUGAUGGUGACUACUGGCCUGGUGCUGCGGAGGAUAUGAUCAAUCAGCUCCGUCAGGAAGAAGAUGGUAAGCAGCAGAAGAAAGGAAAAACCAAAAAGACUAUAACAAAGAGGGCUUUGAAAGCUGCUGGCCAAUCUGAUCUUUCAGCCAAUGCCUCUAAGGAUCUUUUACUAAUGCAAAAACUUGGGGAAACAAUCUGUCCAAUGAAGGAAGAUUUUAUAAUGGUUCAUCUGCAGCAUGCAUGCACUCGUUGUUGUCAUUUAAUGGUAUCUGGAAAUCGUUGGGUUUGCAGUCAAUGCAAAAAUUUUCAGCUUUGUGAUAAGUGUCAUGAUGCAGAACAAAAACUUGAAGAGAGGGAUAGACAUCCUAGUAAUAGUAGGGAGAAACACACACUUUACCCUGUGGAAGUGAAUGAUGUACCUGCAGAUACGAAAGAUAAAGAUGAAAUUCUUGAGAGUGAAUUCUUUGAUACCAGGCAGGCAUUCCUGAGUCUUUGUCAAGGAAACCAUUAUCAGUAUGAUACUCUACGCCGAGCCAAGCAUUCCUCUAUGAUGGUCCUAUAUCAUCUUCACAAUCCAACUGCUCCUGCUUUUGUUACUACAUGCAACAUCUGCCAUCAUGACAUUGAGGCUGGUCAAGGAUGGCGCUGUGAAAUCUGCCCUGAUUAUGAUGUAUGCAAUGCUUGUUACCAAAAAGAUGGAGGUAUUAGCCAUCCUCAUAAGUUGACUAAUCAUCCAUCAAUGGCUGAUCGUGAUGCACAAAACAAAGAAGCUCGGCAGAAACGUGUUUUACAGCUAAGGAAAAUGCUUGAUCUUCUUGUACAUGCUUCUCAAUGUCGAUCUGCACAUUGUCAGUAUCCUAAUUGCCGCAAGGUUAAAGGACUCUUCCGCCACGGUAUACAAUGCAAAACCCGUGCUUCUGGAGGUUGUUUGCUCUGUAAGAAAAUGUGGUAUCUACUCCAACUGCAUGCACGAGCUUGCAAAGAAUCUGAAUGCCAUGUACCACGUUGCAAGGAUCUCAAAGAGCAUUUAAGGAGAUUGCAGCAGCAGUCUGAUUCACGGCGGAGAGCUGCAGUAAUGGAGAUGAUGAGACAGCGAGCUGCUGAGGUUGCAGGGAACACGGGAUAAUCAUCUGUACAUAUGACUAGGCAUCCGGGGGGAACUUCUGAGAGCGAAAAUGAGAUGAUAUAUUGCCUUCGAGGCCUGAGAAAUCUGUUUGGACAUAAAAGCAAUUGAACAUUUUCAUAUGGGUGAAGCUUGCAGAUCUUCUGGAAAGGCUUGGGAGGAAUUAUCAGAAGUUUGAAGCGCGUUGCUUGAUAGCAGUCAUGAGGUUGGUAUAUCUUCAUAUUGAGCAUGUGCAUUGGAUUGGAGUUCACUUGGCAGAGUCGCUCUCGUCGCUAACCAUUUUCCUCCAACCUCUGAUAGUUGGAGUCAGAAUAUUGAUACAUCCUGAGGCUCCGAUGAUGCGAUUCUUUGAUUGAUCUUUCUUUAUUCCUAAUUUCCAACACCAUCUUCACAUAGGUGGCGGGUGUACCAUAGAUGUCCUAAUUUGUCAAAAAAAAAAAAAGAAGAAAUAUCUUCCACAGAGGGAAAAGCUAUCUGUUCCGCUUCUUUUACUGGGUUUAGUAUUCCACCCAUCUUUUUGUUUCUUGUGUUCUUUUUUUUUUCCUCUUUUUUGGGUGGGGGGUGGGAGCCCACGUUUGUAUGUGCCAUCUGCUGUAGAAUGUCGUUAUUUAAAGAUGAAAAAAAUAAUAAAUGUCAUUUCCCAUUACCCCAAUUUCAUUUC